Messenger RNA from Trachymyrmex cornetzi, 1881 nucleotides. It is a transcript of the gene eIF3j, whose product is annotated as eukaryotic translation initiation factor 3 subunit J. The transcript has 6 exons. The coding region runs from base 257 to 973 and encodes 238 amino acids. Gene Ontology annotation, molecular function: translation initiation factor activity. Gene Ontology annotation, cellular component: eukaryotic translation initiation factor 3 complex; cytoplasm. Lineage: Eukaryota; Metazoa; Arthropoda; Insecta; Hymenoptera; Formicidae. The record is from RefSeq and is a predicted model, not a curated record.
GCUCGCCGACGACCAGCGUUUUUCGCGGAACGUUCGAAACAGGCCGGAGAGAUCGUGCCUGUGGAUCUCUCGAUCGGUCGCCACGCAUGCGCAGCAGGUCCCGCUCGCGCGAGCGAUCGGAUCCAACGUUGGCACGCUGCUUCCUUCGUGCAGUAUGGCACGCUCGAUUCCAGUUCUGCUCGUUGUCACCACGUUCGUGAGGCAGGCUCUCCGUUCACCCGCAGGCACGACGCACGGCGAAUAAUCACCGGCAGCAAUGGACGAGGAAUGGGAUGUGGACAACGUCGAGGCGAAAUUCGACCUCGCGAUGAGAUCGAACAAGUGGGAGGGCGAGGACGAGGAGGAGGAUGUCAAGGACAGCUGGGAAGAUGUAGAAGAAGAGAAAAAGGAUGUAGAAAAACCAGCAGAGCUGGUCCCAAAGGCAAAACCGAAACCUAAAAAAGCCCUGGCUGAAAGGAUCGAGGAACGUGAGAAAAAAGCACGGGAAGAAGCUGAGAGGAAAGUGAAAGAAAAGGAAGAUGCACUUACACCUGAAGAAAGGCGAACCGAACUGUUAAGGCGUCAAAGGUUGCAAGAAGAGGCAGACUUACGGCUGGCGAUGGAAACUUUCGGAGUGACAGAAGUAUCACAAAACGAAUCAUUCGAUACUAUGGUACCGGAUACAAAAGAGGAAUUUGAGCAAUAUGGUGCAGCAAUGUCACAAAAAAUUAAUCAAUUUAACAAACAUGCAGAGUUUCCACCAUUUGCAGAAGAACUUAUAAAGUCUAUUGCUCUUAAUUUAUCGUCAAAUUACUUGAAAAAAGUGAAAACUAUAGUUGACAACUUACUUAUUGAAAAGCAGAAGAUGGAGAAGGGUGAUAAGGCGAAAAAGAACAAAGGGAAAGGAAAGGCCAAGCUCAAAAUCGAAGGUGACAACACCUUGUUGAGUGAAUACGGUGAUUAUGUAUAUGAUGAAUAUGACGAUUUUAUGUAGCGACUUUUCACAUAUUCAUACAUUCUAGUCGCCUAAAUACACGCAGAGGAAUAUUAAUUUGCAGAAUUUAUACAGAAACUUUAUAUUUGUAAUUUCUGCAUAUUGAAUUGUAACCAAAAUGUACAACGGUUUAAUCUAUAUCCAUGAUAUCACACUUAACAAGAUGAGAAACAAAAAAAAAGUAGAAAUGAAAGCUAGCAUUACAAUAUUAUCGGCGGAAAUGCUUAACAAAUGAACACUUUCCGACAACUGUACUGAUGUCACAUUCACACGCAGUUACUCUGAACAGUUGAAGAUUCUACGACUUACUGUUGAGUUUUAUUGGAUUUUUAUCCGCGCGUCCGUCGUUAUCAGAUUUUCAAUUUUGAUGUUGAUGUCAGUAACGAUUUUAGCUUAUAAACAUUGAGGUUGUCGCGCAACGCGCGAUUCUAACUUAUUGAUUGUGCAUACAUUAACAUCGGGCAGUGAAGAAUAGAACUAUAUUUAGUCUUUGAGUUGUAAUCGCAUCUUAAUCUGUUAAAAGGAAGAAACUUUCCCAUCUUUAUAUAGCUGCGUUAUUGCAGACUAAACUCGUGUAAUUAUAUUGUGGAAGUUUUAUAUAACACAGCUUACAUAUUCAUAAUACCUACACACACGUACUUUUAUUGAAGAAUGAUUAGAAGUUGGUUUUGAAAAGAGUAUAUUCCUAAAUAAAGGUUGAUUAUAAAUUAUCCGCCUCUAUGAUUCUUGCUCAUAAUUUAUACAAUUGAUUGUACAUUUUACUGCACAGAAAAAGUAUUUCUUGUAUUUUCUGUUUCAACUGCGUUUCUCCAUUUGUAGAUUGUAUCUUUCGGCUGUUGAUAAAAAAUUGUCUAGAUUGCUCAGCCUAGAGAAAUUAAUGCGUGUGCAUUUGCAAUGCACGCAGAAAU